Chanos chanos (milkfish) is the source of this 2619-nucleotide messenger RNA. RefSeq names its product GRAM domain containing 1Bb (gene gramd1bb). The transcript has 20 exons. Lineage: Eukaryota; Metazoa; Chordata; Actinopteri; Gonorynchiformes; Chanidae. Gene Ontology annotation, cellular component: plasma membrane; endoplasmic reticulum membrane; endoplasmic reticulum-plasma membrane contact site. Bases 16 to 2148 code for a protein of 710 amino acids. Gene Ontology annotation, molecular function: cholesterol binding; cholesterol transfer activity. The record is from RefSeq and is a predicted model, not a curated record. Gene Ontology annotation, biological process: intracellular sterol transport.
GUGGAGACAGAAGCCAUGGUAGAGAAAGGCUCGGAACACUCCUCAGAUAAAUCCCCCUCUACUCCGGAGCAGCUGGUCCAGCGCACCUACUCCGUACAGUCCGCACGCAGUGGGGGAAAGAACUCCAAGUCUCACAAGCGGCUUUCCAAAAAAAGCCAGAGCUGGUACAACGUUCUUAGCCCAACCUAUAAACAGCGUAAUGAAGACUUCAGGAAGCUCUUCAAACAGCUCCCUGACACAGAGCGUCUCAUUGUGGACUACUCUUGUGCCUUGCAACGGGACAUCCUUCUGCAGGGACGACUCUACCUCUCUGAAAACUGGAUCUGUUUCUAUAGCAACAUCUUUCGCUGGGAGACGCUGUUGACAGUGCGACUAAAAGACAUCUGCUCCAUGACAAAAGAGAAGACAGCUCGACUCAUUCCCAAUGCCAUCCAGGUGUGCACGGACACAGAGAAGCACUUUUUCACCUCCUUCGGGGCACGAGAUCGGACUUACAUGAUGAUGUUUAGGCUCUGGCAGAAUGCACUCCUGGAGAAGCCUCUGUGUCCGAAAGAGCUGUGGCACUUUGUCCAUCAGUGUUAUGGUAAUGAACUAGGCCUGACCAGUGACGAUGAGGACUACGUGCCCCCAGACGACGACUUUAACACCAUGGGGUAUUGUGAGGAAAUCCCCGCGGAGGACAAUGAUGUCAGUAAUGAUAACUUGUCUAAGAGCAGCGGAGAGGCCAAGACAGACAGCAGUCCACCGCCUUCACACAAGAGAUCGACUACGCAAAGCACCCUGGCCUCCACUCCACCCAGUGGCUCCGACACACCCAUCCCUUUUGCAGUUACUCCUGAGGAGUACACAGACUGCCUGCCUGACGGAGUGCUGCUUCCCAUCCCCCUACUGGCCGAGGAAGGGAACAGCGAACCCAGCGGAAGCCCUCUCACACCUAUACCCACUCCCUCGCUCGACUUUAACGACAACGAAGACAUUCCCACUGACUGCAGUGACUCCUCAGAGACUGAUGUGGAGGGAGAGGUGCAGGCAUUCCAUGAGGACCUGAAUGGGCGGCAGUAUAUAAACGAGGUGUAUAAAAUGAAUGUGGAUGAGAUGUAUGCUGUUCUUUUCACCGAAUCCCAGUUUAUGACUGACUUCAUGGAGCAGAGACGUUUCACAGAUGUGGUAUAUCGUCCCUGGAAGAAAGAAGACGCUGGGAACCAGACGAGGGAAAUCAUGUACACUAUCUCUCUCUCCAACCCACUGACCCCCAAGACUGCCACUGUCACUGAGACACAGACACUGUAUAAGGCUAGUCAGGAGAGUGAGUGUUACAUCAUUGAUGCGGAGGUGAUCACACACGAUGUUCCGUACCAUGACUACUUCUACACACUCAACCGCUACAUGCUCACACGUGUGGCCAGGAACAAGUGCCGUCUGAGGGUGUCCACGGAGCUACGGUAUAGGAAGCAGCCGUGGGGUCUAGUGAAAGGGUUUAUCGAGAAGAACUUCUGGAGCGGUCUUGAUGAGAACUUCAGGAGCCUGGAAUUGGAGUUGGCAAAGAUGACAACUGGUCUGACGGAAGUCCACGGGCCCUCACCCAAAGCCAAGACGCUGAAGAACUCCACCCUGCGCAGGAGGAAGAGAACUCUCCCCCAUCUCCGCAGCCAGCACCUGGACGACACGCUCAGUCCAGUUACCACGCCAACUGACGAGGAGGUCAUCCAUCGCAUCAAACAUGUGGCAGGUUCCACUCAGACCAAACACAUUCCAGAAUAUCUCCCAGGAGAUGGAGCUUUCUGCAGCGUCUCCAAACUGCUCCUCAUCAUCAGUUUUGUGAUCUGUGUAAGUCUGGUGCUACUGGUUUUCCUCAAUGUGAUGCUGUUCUAUAAGUUGUGGAUGCUGGAAUAUUCUACCCAGAGUCUCACAACCUGGCAAAGCCUGAGGCUUCAUGAAAGUAAACUGCCACAGACACAGUUGGAGUGGGCCCAGCUCUUGGAGUCUCAGCAGCGUUACCAUGACGCUGAGCUGCAGAAAUGGCGAGAAGUUAUCAAGUCCUCAGUCCUGCUCCUGGAUCAGAUGAAGGACUCUUUGCUGAAUCUACAGAGGGGUGUUGGUUUGAGAGACUACAGCUCAGACACAGAGGAGAAACAGACUUAUCACUGACACUCCCUCAUUCAGGCCUCCAGGGAAUUCCGUGCAAUGCAGAGCCAUUUGUGUGUGUGAGUGCGUGUGUAUAAACAUGCAUACCGGAUCAAGACCAUGGCAACCGACCUGAAAUCAGUGUGUGUUACUAUGCAACAAACAGAGAGGAGAGCGAAAAAGAGGACAGAAGAGGAGAGAGAGAUAGACAGAGAGUCAAUCAGCAUAUGUGUGCUGGUCCCCAAGAACAGAGGGACCUCUUGCUGCCUGGCCGCCAAUCACAGACAGCAGAAAACCGGCCAAGUAACACACACAACAGAAAACAGGACACGCCUUCUACAUCAGUGGGGAGCGUGUCAUCUCUGAUGCGCUUACGGAAGGCAACGGCCAUAGGGAGCAGCUGUGGACAUGCACUUGUUUCUAUAUUUUUUCCUUAUCUUUAACCCUGGAGCACUUGGAUGCACCAUAAACCAAGCAGAAAAGAAGAGGAGAGGA